CCUCCAAGAACCCUUUACUGCUUCAAUAUCUAAACUCAGCGUCGGUCAAGAUUUGCCGCCAAAUUACGGCGAUUGGCUUCCCAAACCUGAUCUCGAUAAUCGCAGAAGAGCCGGAAUUCUUCUACAUCCGACCUCGUUUCGGGGACCGUACGGCAUCGGCGAUCUCGGCCAAGAGGCUUUUCAUUUCAUUGAUUGGCUCCAUCAAUCUGGUUGCUCCCUUUGGCAGGUGCUACCACUUGUGCCUCCUGGCAGAAAGGCUAACGAAGAAGGUUCCCCUUACUCCGGCCAGGAUGCAAAUUGUGGAAACACCUUGCUUAUCUCACUGGAGGAUCUUGUUAAGGAUGGAUUAUUGGAAAAGCAUGAGCUUCCAGAACCCAUUCAUGCUGAGCGGGUGAAUUUUUCACUUGUUGCUGACCUUAAGGAUCCCUUGAUAACUAAAGCUGCAGAGAGGCUGAUUUCAAGUGAAGGGGAACUCAAAACACAGCUUGAGAGUUUUCGCAGGGACCCUAACAUAUCAAGCUGGCUUGAAGAUGCAGCUUAUUUUGCUGCUAUUGAUGAUAGUUUAAAUACAAUCAGCUGGUACAAUUGGCCUGAACCACUAAGAAACCGCCAUCUUGCAGCUCUAGAAGAGAUUUAUCAAGAAAAAAGACACUUCAUAAAUGUGUUUAUUGCUCAACAGUUCUUGUUCCAAAGGCAAUGGCAGAAAGUUCGUAACUAUGCAGAGAGUAGGGGAAUUAGGAUAAUGGGAGACAUGCCCAUAUAUGUUGGUUAUCAUAGUGCAGAUGUUUGGGCAAAUAAGAACCAGUUUAUACUGAACAGGAAAGGUUUUCCUCUUUUAGUUAGUGGAGUUCCACCCGAUGCAUUCAGUGAAACUGGUCAGCUGUGGGGCAGUCCUUUGUAUGAUUGGAAUGCCAUGGAGAAAGAAGGAUACUCGUGGUGGAUACGCCGCAUACGCCGUGCACAGAAUUUAUAUGAUGAAUUUAGGAUCGAUCACUUUAGAGGACUUGCUGGAUUUUGGGCUGUUCCCUCUGAAGCAAAGGUAGCUAUGGUUGGAAAGUGGAAGGUAGGACCUGGGAUAUCCUUCUUUGAUGCCAUUUUCAGAGCAGUUGGAAGAAUUAAUAUUACAGCAGAAGACUUGGGAGUUAUCACAGAGGAUGUAGUUCAGCUAAGAAAAUCCAUUGGAGCACCUGGAAUGGCAGUCCUCCAGUUUGGGUUUGGAAGUGAUGCUGCCAACCCACAUUUGCCUCAUAAUCAUGAGUGCAAUCAAGUUGUAUAUACAGGGACUCACGAUAAUGACACAAUCCAAGGUUGGUGGGAAGCUUUGAAGCAAGGAGAAAAAUCAAAUGUGAUAAAUUAUCUCUCACUAAGUGAGCCAGAUGACAUUUCUUGGGCACUAAUCAAGACAGCACUGGCUUCUGUUGCUCAAACAACAAUAAUACCUAUGCAAGAUGUUCUUGGACUGGGGAGUUCUGCCAGGAUGAACAUUCCUGCCACUCAGUUUGGAAACUGGGGUUGGAGGAUUGAAAGUUCUGUGAGCUUUGAUAGCUUGGAGAGAGAAGCAUCUAGACUUAAGGAGAUGCUUUCAAUGUACGGCCGAUGUUGAAUGUUGAAUCCUUUUCUGAUAGUAAAGUAGAAGAGUUUGCUUGGACACUGCAGCAUAGCGGUUGAGAAGUGGAAAAUGCUAAACCCUUGAUGUUUGUUCCCAAGUUGACAAGUACGGAUGUGUUAAUCAAUGCAAGCCAAGUUCCUGAUCAAGAAAUUUGAGAAUGUUGGAUGCUUCUAUCAAAAUUUGUAAUGUGAUCUAGCAAGUUCUGGGUCCUUGGCUGUAUGUUUUGGUUUGGUGAUCUGAUGCCAUACCUUGAAACGUUUUGGGAAACACAAAGCAGCAGCUACGGCAUAUCCACAAAUGUCUGAUGUCAUGAUGGUGUGGGGCAAUUUUCUCAAAUUAUUGUAUGUUUUUAUUUUUUAUUUUUUUAAAUGACAAAGCCAAGCUCUUGCUCUUGCAUUGUUUUGUGAAAUAAACCAUGUUCAUAAAAAAUAAUAAAAAAUGACAUUUAUUAUCAA
Messenger RNA from Arachis duranensis, 2064 nucleotides. Its product is annotated as 4-alpha-glucanotransferase, chloroplastic/amyloplastic. Lineage: Eukaryota; Viridiplantae; Streptophyta; Magnoliopsida; Fabales; Fabaceae. Gene Ontology annotation, molecular function: 4-alpha-glucanotransferase activity. The record is from RefSeq and is a predicted model, not a curated record. Gene Ontology annotation, biological process: carbohydrate metabolic process.